UCUUUUAGAGAGUUUCUACUGAAUCUCGUUGUUGUUACAAAACAAGGAACCAGUCGACAUUAUAUCACAUGCCAAAACAAAAACCAAAUUUCCGACAGUAAACAGUUUUUUAAGCAGAUUAAUUGACAGGAAGAACACAAUGGAGGAAGAUAAUCUCUAACAACAACAGUUACCAUGGCAUCACCCGCAUUCUUCCAUACCUGUGCUGUUUACAAUAAUAUCACUAAUCACGAUCACCAUCAUGAGGGAAGAGUUUUGGUGGAGAGAGUUGUCACAAUUGUUGCUAUGACAUUCUGUAUGAUAAGUUUGCUGGUUGUUAUCUAUCUCUUGCUACCUAGAGAUGUGAGGGGAUCCGAAUGGUGGAGAAAUCCUGGACGUAUUUUAGUUGGACCAAAUUUAAAUGCUAUUAUAAGAGCUGUUGUGAUUACAAGUUUCCUUGGCACUUUAGGAAUUUUAGUAAGAUCUGCAGUGCAGAUGGAUGAAAAUUUCCCUGGUCCAAGUGAGGUUGAAAAUGGUGAACAUAUUUUUUGUGUUGUAAUUAAUGUAUUGAUUGAAUACUUCUUUCAAAGUUCCUACUUUUGGAUAAUUCUGUAUGCUAUAGAAGCUUUAAUGGUGGCUAACAACAAAGAACUACCCACAGCUGUAAAGUAUAUUCUGGGAUGGAUCAUGCCAGGAAUUGUAUGUGGUUCAGGAUUAUUACUGCUUUAUCAUAAUGGUAUUAAAGAGUAUGAUGGAAAGACUGAAAUAGAGAGAGUUAUGUUGUACUUCAUUUUUCUGUUUCCUAUUUUACUUGUGUUGAUUUGUAAUCCAUUCCUGUUUUAUUUUGCAUCUAAAGCAGCCAAACGUGCAUUAAUAUGGCAUUAUGGGAGAUACACAGCUAGUGAAAGAAAACUGAUAGAUUCAAUCCACUUCAAAUUUAUCCUCAUUUUAGCUGCUUUCCUUACAAGCUGGCUGCCAAAUAUAAUUGAUGCUGUCAUUCACAUGUCACAAAAUGACAACAAAACAGCAAAACUAACUAUAUGGAUAAUUAUGUGUGUUUUGAAUCCAUUACAACCUGUGUUGUGUGCAUUGGUGUUGUGGGGACUUCCAGAAAGCAGAAUCUCAUUUUCAUCUUGGUGGAAUAACACGUCUACAGAUCUGUCUGAUGUUUCGUCCAGUAAUGUCAACUUUUCUCGUAGCACUAGUAGUGAAACUGAACCACUUAUCAGCUUCCGUAGAAAGGAACGUAAAUAAACAUUGAUACCGCUGGUGCAUAGUUAAAACUUUAUAAACAUCAUAAUAGGGAGAAACAAUCAAAUUGAUGCUUGUUUUUUUAAAUUUAUAUUUGUUAUUGUUUUUAAAAUUGAAACAUGAAUCUGUUGUGUAUUUUAUUAUGUGAAUUUAAAAUCGAUCACAGUAUCUAUUUAUUUUCUACAUGUAUAUCUAAUGUGAUAUAAGCAACUACAAAAACUGAAUGGAAUGAAUAUUUACUGUUGUAAUGGAAAACAGUAUUCUAUGUUAAUUUAUUGUAUUAAACUAGAUAAUGUCUUUUAUUGUCUACAUGCAAUUCUAUUAUAUAAAAAUGAUUUGUACACAUUUACAAUGGUGUUAGAGAGUGAUAACACAUUCUCAUUACUUUCUGUUCCAAUAUGCUUACAAAUGAUAGAUCUGUUAAACAUUAAAAUUUUGUUUGUUC
This is a messenger RNA of Mytilus trossulus (common blue mussel), 1675 nucleotides long. Its product is annotated as G-protein coupled receptor 143-like. Lineage: Eukaryota; Metazoa; Mollusca; Bivalvia; Mytilida; Mytilidae. The transcript is spliced from 9 exons. Gene Ontology annotation, molecular function: L-DOPA receptor activity; L-DOPA binding; L-tyrosine binding. The record is from RefSeq and is a predicted model, not a curated record. The coding region runs from base 175 to 1233 and encodes 352 amino acids. Gene Ontology annotation, cellular component: melanosome membrane; plasma membrane. Gene Ontology annotation, biological process: regulation of calcium-mediated signaling; cell surface receptor signaling pathway; melanosome organization.